This is a messenger RNA of Talaromyces rugulosus, 642 nucleotides long. RefSeq lists its product as uncharacterized. Bases 1 to 642 code for a protein of 213 amino acids. The record is from RefSeq and is a predicted model, not a curated record. The transcript has a single exon. NCBI's taxonomy places the organism in Eukaryota, Fungi, Ascomycota, Eurotiomycetes, Eurotiales, Trichocomaceae.
AUGGUCACCGAGCUCGCUCUACUGCAUCUCAGAAACGGCGAAGGGAUCGACGCCGCUUCCAACUCCGCUGUGCAUUCCAAGCUGCGUGAGGGCAUUGCGGCACAGAUAUCGUAUGCCAGUUAUCCGGCGUAUCUUUUCAGUCAAGUCGAGGAUGCGUCUUACAUCUAUAUCUUAGGCGGUUGGGCCUCGGUCGCUGCGCACAUGGAAGACUGGAUUCCGUCGAGAGCCAAUCAGGAAAUUCUCGGCUCCCUUGCUGAUGCGGUCGAAGCUGUUUGGCUACAGCAUAUCGACAUUUCUUCAACGGCCAGUAAAAUUCCGAUCGAUGCACCGGUAUUGGCUAUUAGCCGUUACUUCAUCCCCAGCCCCAAAAAAUCCGGAUAUGAACAGGCGUUUUCCGAGACAAAGCAUCACUUAGAAGAAUACGUUGCACCUAGAUCUCUCGAAGGAGGUUGGCGAUUGGACUGUACAGAUGAAGGAAAAGACGAGUUUGUUCUUUUCAGUGGAUGGACCACAGUCGAGGACCAUUUCAAGAUUGCUGAAUCGGACGGUUUCAAGGAAUUUGGCCGGAUCAAAGAAUUCUUGGAGGGGGCUGAAAUUAAGCAUGCCAUACGGUGGGAUAGCUUUGAUUCUAGUGUACAGUAA